AUGAAGUCUCCGAAUCGGCUAACGGACGCUCACGUCGUCCUUUCCGCCGUUCAGGCUACUUCUGACGGCGAUCUGGACUCACUGCGCAACAUCGUCCGCUGGCGGCCCGACAUCUUUUCAACUACGUUCGUAUAUCGACUGCUACUAUCUUUCUAUCCUGCAGAAAUUUCUGAACAAUCUGCUCUGGUCAAACUUCUACAUGACCUACGGAAUCGAUCCGAUGAUGCCAGAGAGUCCGAACCUCCGAGUAUUGAGCCCUCCAUAGCCAAUCUCACCAACGACGAUGCAUUACGUCGAUGCCACGCUUUGAGCUUGCGGCAGAUUUCUGGAAAUGAAACUAUACGCACAGAAAGCGAGCUGGCUAAUGUCGUUAUUGAAUGGGCAAAAAGAUUGGAACAACUUCAUGGAUCUGCUCAGCCAGCUGGGGAAUUUGUCCAACAUUUCAUCGACCAGGAUGCUGAUCUGCGACUGUGGUAUGAAACAUGUCUUGUCCCGGUAAUUCGGCUGCAAUAUGAGUUCUACCCGGACAGUGAAGAGGUGAUCGGCCUACAGGAUAUUGAGAAACUGUCGGAUACCGAAGGUGUACGGACACUUCUUCAGUAUGCGGUGAAUACGCACAAUCCUUCUGAGGUGGCAAGAGAUCUCGACUGUGUGGUAUCACCAUGGGUUCGAGGGGCAAGUGAAGCAAAGAGGAGAAGAGUGGACUAUUCUACUGAAGACACCCCGGUUCAGGAGGGACCGUGGGAAUCUGUGUAUGACUGGCUGAUCUCCACAAGCAUGACCGAUUUUAGUGUUGCAGCAAAAGCCUACGCUGACUGGAAAGGCCCUAUGGAGGACCAUAAAACGACGAAUGACUGUGUGGCACGGUUUGCUCAGACUGGCAUGGCUAUUAUUUAUGGAUGCUCGGAGGCGUCACCAGAGGCCAAGAAUGUCUGCAGACAGGUGCUUGUCAAGGUUGCAAAGCUUCUCGACUUAGGAAUCACCGACCUCUUGCAGCCAGAACCAGAUAUAUCACUACCUGAAGGUUUUACCAAAGACCUCGAAGAGACAGAUUUGCUGAUCAACGCUCUGCUAAAGAAAUCAAACAAGUUCACACGAGUGAAUGAGUCUUCCGUUCAGUUACUGACUGGGAUUUUGGCCACGGCAGAGAUAUUGUCAGGUUUUGGUCUACCACGCACUACAAGGGACCUGGCACAUGUUGCCAUCUUCGGCUCAGACCGCCGUCACAAGGAUGAACUUCGUCAAUUGCUCCAACACGUUUCAAUGCAGACUCGGCAAGAAAUUGAUUGGCGUUCUGUACGACAGCAGCUCCUUUGGCUCCAAUCUUGGAGCAAAACUCGGCCAGUGAAGCCAGGACAGCAGCGGACAGCCUUUAUCUCCCGCUUGCCCGUCAGCUAUGUGGAAACUCAAAUCCUCGACGCAUUGCUGAAGGCUGCCCAAUAUGGUAUCGUCAAAGAGGUGUACCUGGACAACCCGUUGCCGUCUCUUUCCGUAUCCGAAGUCGAAGCCCGUGUUGUCGCCGCGAUCCUCGAGGCCUAUGAUAAUGCCAGCAACGGGAACAGAGAUCGUGGCGGUAUGAAGCGGGCAAGCGAGAUUUUGAAAGCCUUCCGACCAAACUUCCCCCAGUCCCCUGGUCUUUCGGACAUCGAUCACUUGAUCAAAGCCACUCACAGUCUGUCGUUCUACCAGCUCACCCUGCAGCAUGGUGUUCCUUUCAAGCCCGUCUCCAUUCGAGUGCAGAAAGAUCCGCUAAACCUGGUAGAAAAGGUCUUGGAACAGGACGUGAGAGCAUACACCAAGCUGGACGACCUGCUAGAGAUAGGUCGUAAUCUCAUCCGUGCUCAUCUGCCAAACCGAGGGAAUGUGAUAACAGAGGAAUCGGAGCCUCUUCAGUCACGUCUCUUGGACGCUGAACACAGAAUAACAUACCAAGCGGUCAUGGCAGCUCUGGGUGCGAAUGAUUUCGACACGGCAUAUGCAUAUAUCACAACCCGGCUCAACACACCUGUGGAGCAGUCUGCGUCUUCUGGGUUUGUCGAUGAUGUCUCCUGGCGCGCAGCCUAUGCGGCUGGCAAAUAUCGGCCCAGCACGUCGCCGAAGAGUUUGAAUUCACGGAUAGACAGUUUGACACAGAGGAUGGAGCUCCUCUCACGAGCCUUGAUGUUGGCACCUUCUGGGGAAGCUUUGUCGGGAAUACUGGCUACUUGGCGCCGCUACGAAGAAGAGCUAGAUGGGCUCAAGAUGCAAGCUGUGGAGGAAGAGCGAGCUUUUGAAGCCAGAGCCGAUGCCACUGUGCCUGGAGCAUUUGGUCUCGACCAUCGGGAUGCAGAUGUAGCGGAAACGAAGCGCGUCAUGGCGCGUCGGUCCGGGCCGAAUGGGGCAGGGCCUUCUUAUGAGGAAGAAGCGCCGCUGGGUCUGUUCGAUGUUGCCAGAGGAGCUGCAUUGGCGCUACGGAAAAGUGCUGCUUUCCCACUGGGUUCCGGAGGGUUGGGAGAUCUCAAGAUACACUCAGACACAGCGAAACAACGCGAUGCACAAAGGGAGCAAGCCGGCUCUCCAGUGUCGGACGAUGGAGGAAGGGUACGAAAGAGAGAUAUGGUUGCGAAUAUGGUAACAAGUGGCCUGGUGAGUGGAAUGGGCUGGGUUCUUGGUGCUCAACCCCGGGACAGGCCGGGUGGACAAGGGGAGUAA
This is a messenger RNA of Fonsecaea nubica, 2691 nucleotides long. RefSeq lists its product as hypothetical. Gene Ontology annotation, biological process: retrograde vesicle-mediated transport, Golgi to endoplasmic reticulum. The transcript has a single exon. The record is from RefSeq and is a predicted model, not a curated record. The coding region runs from base 1 to 2691 and encodes 896 amino acids. NCBI's taxonomy places the organism in Eukaryota, Fungi, Ascomycota, Eurotiomycetes, Chaetothyriales, Herpotrichiellaceae.